Molecule: messenger RNA, 1485 nt
Organism: Ictalurus furcatus (blue catfish)
Lineage: Eukaryota; Metazoa; Chordata; Actinopteri; Siluriformes; Ictaluridae
Gene: prph2a
Product: peripherin 2a (retinal degeneration, slow)
Exons: 3
Coding region: 31-1068 (345 amino acids)
Biological process (GO): visual perception
Cellular component (GO): membrane
Source: RefSeq, a predicted model, not a curated record
UAUUUUUAAAUAAAAAACUUGCACCAAAAGAUGGCUCUUUGGAAAGUGAAGUUUGACUUGAAAAAACGGGUAAAACUGGCCCAGAUGCUAUGGCUCAUGUAUUGGGUGUCUAUCAUGGCUGGAGUGCUUGUCUUCAGCAUGGGCCUUUUCUUAAAAAUUGAACUGAGGAAGCGAAGUGAGCUUAUGGACAACAAGGAAAGCCACUUUGUGCCCAACCUGGUAAUUGGUGUGGGACUGUUAGCCUGCGGCAUCAGUGCCUUUGGAGGCAAGAUCUGCUAUGACUCAUUGGAUUCCUCUAAGUUUACGAAGUGGAAGACAAUUAUAAAGCCAUUCCUUAUCUUCUGUUUGCUCUUCAAUGCUAUCCUCAUCUUCACAGCACUUUUGUGCUUCGCCAUGCGUAUCCCUCUACAGUUUACCCUGGCAGAAGGCCUGAAGAAUGGCAUGAAAUACUACAAGGACACAGAUGUACCUGGUCACUGCUACAUGAAGAGAACGCUGGACCUAAUGCAGAUGGAGUUUCGUUGUUGUGGAAACAACAACUACAAAGACUGGUUUGAGAUCCAGUGGAUUAGCAAUCGCUACUUGGACUUCAGCUCUAAAGAAGUCAAAGACCGAAUUAGCAGCAAUGUUGACGGGCAAUAUUUGUUGGACGGAGUCCCUUUCAGCUGUUGCAAUCCUAGCUCACCAAGGCCCUGCAUUCACUACCAAGUCACCAACAACUCUGCUCACUACAGUUAUGACCACCAUAGUGAAGAACUGAACAUCUGGACACGUGGCUGCAGGGAAGCUCUAGUUUUCUACUAUGGAGGACUGAUGAACACUAUUGGUGUACUGGUGUUAUUGGUUACUAUUCUUGAGGUUGCUGUGAUGGUGGGACUACAGUAUGUAAACACGUCUCUAUCCACACUGGUCAACCCAGAAGACCCUGAGAGUGAAAGUGAGGGGUGGGUCCUUGAGAAAACAGUCAAGGAAACCUUCACAGACAUCAUAGCCAAAAUGAAGGCAAUGGGGAAAGGCAAUCAGGUGGAAGAGGGGGUGGAAGUGCAGGCAGUUUCCACAGUGAGCUGAAUAUGCUAUGCUGAUUGAACACUGACUACUCCAUUCCUACCAAAGUAGGAAUGCCUAUCUGACAUUAUACAGCAUGAAGAUCAAGUCAGCUACAUUCUAUAUGGUUUAAUAUAAUUAUUUGAAGAUAAAGCUACAUAAUGAAACUUAUGAAAGUAAUGUGAACCCAAAUCCAAAUGGAAAUGUCUUUUUACAGUACCUGAAACCAAUUUUUUAAAAAUGUUGUGCUUCUUUUUCAUGCUAUAUAUUUUCCAGACAUCAUUUAUUAGUCUAUAAUCCAUUACAAACGUACCCAGUCAUCUUGGUGUUUCUGUGUAUGGUUUGUGGACAGCUGGCUUUACACACAAAGCACUUUUUAAAAACAAAUACUAUAACCCAACUAAGUUUCCAAUAUAUAUGGUUACUCUGUCUCUCCAUUUA